GAUGGAUACGUGGGAAGGGGACGCAGAAUCCUGGUUUUUUCACGUGUACCUCUUAUUUCCUUUUGUGUGUGGGUAUGUCUGCAUGCACGUUUGAAACGAAUCUGAGCAGCUUCCCACCUCAACCCCACAGACUCGCGAAUCUCCAAAUGCUUUAUUUUGAAAACUAGGACAUAGCACUUUGCAGAAGAAAAAUCAGUCCAUUCACCGUUAUUUAUGUGAUUGCUGAUCGGCUAGAUGGAUAUAGAAAGCACCAAGAAUUAUAAUAAUUUAUGGAGCGGAGCAGUGGUUUACAAACAUUAUUUGUCAACCCGAGCUUUGAGGGUUUCUUUGCUUCUCGGGCUUCGUUGGGUGCUAUGGGAAUGGAGGAUAUUCAGAAUUUGAAGACCAGCUGGGUGAACUGACUGUCUUCCUAUCUAAGGUUCAAGGAAUAAGUGAGCAGCUAUUCGUGGCAGACAGGACAUGAUCCAUCUGUUCCCAGGUCUGGCUCGGGGCCGGGCGGCGGGAGAUGCCCGCGGGGCCCGCGGAGGUCCAUGUGGCGCGCUAGGUGGGACCCCGGCGUCCUGAAGGCAGAGGCCCUGGCCCUCCUGCCCUGCGGCCUGGGCAUGGCCUUCUCGCAGUCCCACGUGAUGGCCGCCCGGAGGCACCAGCACAGCCGGCUCAUCAUCGAGGUGGACGAGUACAGCUCCAACCCCACCCAGGCCUUCACCUUCUACAAUAUCAACCAGGGCCGCUUCCAGCCGCCACACGUGCAGAUGGUGGACCCGGUGCCUCAUGACGCCCCCAAGCCGCCCGGCUACACCCGCUUUGUCUGCGUGUCUGACACCCACUCGAGGACGGACCCCAUCCAGAUGCCCUACGGCGACGUGCUGAUCCACGCGGGGGACUUCACGGAGCUGGGGCUCCCGAGCGAGGUGAAGAAAUUCAACGAGUGGCUGGGCAGCCUGCCCUAUGAGUACAAGAUCGUGAUCGCUGGCAACCACGAGCUGACCUUCGACCAGGAGUUCAUGGCCGACCUCAUCAAGCAGGACUUCUACUACUUCCCGUCCGUGUCGAAGCUGAAGCCCGAGAACUACGAGAAUGUGCAGUCGCUGCUGACCAACUGCAUCUACCUGCAGGACUCGGAGGUCACCGUGCGGGGCUUCCGGAUCUACGGCUCCCCGUGGCAGCCCUGGUUUUACGGCUGGGGUUUUAACCUCCCACGCGGCCAAGCGCUGCUCGAGAAAUGGAACCUCAUUCCUGAAGGCGUGGAUGUCCUGAUAACCCACGGACCGCCGCUGGGCUUCCUGGACUGGGUCCCCAAGAAGAUGCAGCGGGUGGGCUGCGUGGAGCUGCUCAACACGGUGCAGAGGCGCGUCCAGCCGCGGCUGCACGUCUUUGGCCACAUCCACGAAGGGUAUGGAGUCAUGGCGGAUGGGACGACCACCUAUGUGAACGCCUCUGUGUGCACCGUGAACUACCAGCCCGUGAACCCACCCAUAGUCAUCGACCUCCCCACCCCCCGGAACUCUUGACUGCCCCCGCGGCCCCAGCCCUUCCCACCGCAUCAGCUCCAUAUGCCUGGCCGAGAGCACGGACCCCCAGCCGCCCUUCCUUCCCUGUACACAGCCUGUCCAGCUCCGGGAACAGCCCAGCCAAUGGGCUGAGGCCUUGGAAUGAAGAAAAUCACCCCUGACUCUAUCCCUGGAGUCGGGAUCCCGCGGGGCUGUUGGGGGAUCUGCACUCAUCGCUGAUUUCUGCGUGUCCCUUCCAUGUGUUCCUUGUUAAAGGACCUACUAUGCUCGCAGCCGCGUCCUGCUUGGGACGUGACGGAGUCUUCAUCUGCUCAGUUGGACGCCCUCGUGGGUUUGGGAAACUGCUGCUCUUGGACGGAUUCUGAAGUUCUGGCACAAAAUCUCCCUCUCACUGAGGGUCUGAGUGGCUGCACGCCUCAGGGUUGGGGAGGUGGAUGGGUGGGGCGUCGCAGUCUGAGUGCGGGCAGCCCUUCCGCUUCUCCCAGGCCUCCGAGGGAGCAAUCAGGGACGUCUCAGGAAUUGGGCUGCAUCUGGCCAGGCCACCCAGACGUCGGCUUCUUGCCGUCCCGUGUUUUCUUCCUGUGGGCAUUUUUGCUGAUGUGAAUGAUGGCCUGAGCAUCCUGGACACCAACUCGCAGCCUGGACUUGGUGGGGUGGAGAGGGGUUGGUUCUGUAGAAUGAGCUUGUUGAAGACCCAGGACUGGGCUGGAGGAUCCCCAUGUGCUGGACGCCCCUGGUCCCCUGGGGUGUGCCGAGCGCUGCAGAACCCAUCAGCCAGGGGGGUCCAUGGGCCAAGGCAGCGCUGCGCUCUGUGCGCUCGUGGGGAUGUGGACACACUCAUACUUGCGCCCCUCUUAACCUAGUGAGGUGAACCUCGGGGCUCCCACUGCUGUCCUCGGAUGUGUUCUGGCCCCCGGUGGGAUUUCCCUUGCCCCUUGGGUUCUGUCUCCCCUGCCGUUGGCUGAGAUGGCUGAAUGGUUCACAGUUGUGGUACCAGGUACCAGCUGCCCCCUAAUGGGAACAAGGCCCAGAGUCAGAGCCAGGACUGGACUCCUGCAGUUCCACCAGGGGGACUUCAAGGACUGCAGCGUUGGGCUGAGUCUCUCUGAUGGACAGAGAACCAGCCAGGCCUGCUUGGGGUGAAGCCGGUGAGGCCGAACUGGCACGGGCAGCAUUAGAUUCUUUAUUUAAAAUUUAGGUAUUUUGUUUAUCAUAGAUUUUUUCCCCUGCAUUAAUUUUGGUUUUUAAAAACACUGCAUUAAAAUAGUCUCAUUGAUCUGGAUCACCGGUUUUUUUGGUGCCCCCUUCAAUUGUGUGUCCGACAGGAGGGCCCUGCCUGCCUCCUCUUCAUCCCAGGCCUGGGAACCAGCAUUUAAUGAGCCCUUUGCAGAUGUGAUCCCAUUUCCGGCACUCCUGCAAGGUGGGUACUGCUGGCCCUGUUUUAGAGAUGAAGUGAUUGAGGUCAGAGAGGUUAGGCAACUAGCCUGAGGGUGCACAGCUCAAAAGAGGCAGAGGCAGGAUUUGAACCUUGGUCUCUGGUUUCACAGCCCCCUACUCUGCCAGCACCCGAAGCUCUGCCCCUACAAGGAGAUGCAGGACUCAAGGCUCUUUUUCUUUAAGGAUCCUGUUCAGCACCUGUCAGGUUCAUUUCUCACGGAAAGCCCCCGAAGCCCUGGAGGACUUGGAUCUCUGAGCCCAGGGUCCCAGGAGACCGUGAUUCCUUCCCUAUGAGAAUGGGGCUCCCAUAGGGUGAGGGACCCAUCCAGGGAGCCCAGGAGCAGCAGCCGGCUGGCUGGGGCCAGCUUUACUCUGCGUCCUGCGGGGCUUCAGGAGUCCUGUUCAACCCACGUGGUUCCUGGUAGCCGGGGAUGUUUACAGGGUCUCUGGGGGCACCUCAGACGCACGGCAUGUGUGUGCUUAAAUGGGUGGCGAUGACUCCAGACUCUUUCGAUCGCCUCUACUGAAUUUCUAUGUGGACCAAGAACUAUAAACUUAAAAAAAAAAUCUUUUUCCUAAGGUAUCUUCAGAAUAUGGUGUAUUUUUAUGUGGAAAAUAAAAGUUAUGAAGGCAGCUGUUACUUUAAAAGAAAAAUUCAUUAAAAGUCCUUGAGGUAUGAAAGAUGACGGCGUGCUCCUCAAUCAUUUUGGCAUAACUUGAUUGUGGCUGUAAUUUUUUUUUGUCAAGCAUGUCAGACAAUAAAGUCUUUGUAAAAAGAAA
Molecule: messenger RNA, 3728 nt
Organism: Bubalus bubalis (water buffalo)
Lineage: Eukaryota; Metazoa; Chordata; Mammalia; Artiodactyla; Bovidae
Gene: MPPED1
Product: metallophosphoesterase domain containing 1
Exons: 7
Coding region: 531-1511 (326 amino acids)
Molecular function (GO): hydrolase activity
Source: RefSeq, a predicted model, not a curated record